CAAUGCCGAACUGUGGUUUCCAUCUUGUCGCCCGUCAAGGAGUAUAACAAUAACUAGGCCAGGUUGAAGCUUAUCUACCGGAAGUCGAGCAAGCAGACAGCAAGUGCAAAAACCCGAAGCGCGUCGAGGUCAGGCAUGUCGAUCAGGCGGCAUGAACGCCCCAGCUCUACGCUUGUUUGAUGCAUCUUCAGUGAAGAUUCUUCCCAUACACUGAAGCCUUCCACUGCAGUCAUUCUCCAAUUUUCCACGCGUCAAUAAGAACAAUGCUGGAUGCUAUCACCGACGUGCAGACCUUCGGUCUGACCGCUUCUAUUCUCUACGUCAAGUUCCUUGCCACGUCCAUGAUGCAGGCUCGUAAGUCGUUCGCGGCCAACACGCGCAUGACUGAGGACAAGCAGCUCGUGUGUGCCAUGGGUUUGUCGAUAACAUGGACGAGAAGCAGCUCAAGGUCGCGCUGGACAACGAGACCCGCUGGCGGCGCAUCGUGCAGAACGAUCUCGAGUCCAUUCCGCUGGCCUUCUUGGUCUUCUGGGGUGCUAUCCAGAACGGCGUCAGCCCGGAUCUCACCAAGACGCUCAUGAUCGUGUACACCGCUGCUCGCUUCGGCCACACUAUCGCCUACGGAUCGGGUGCAGCCAAGUCUCGCAUGGCCUGCUGGAUGUCCGGCACCGCUUGCAUCCUCACGGCUGCCGCUAACAUCGCCAUGAACGUUUUCGCGUAAGAAGACGCAAGUAUUCUGCUAGGAACUAUCUGUAACCAUCGGUAAUCAACAUUGUUGAUAACACACAA
Messenger RNA from Phytophthora nicotianae INRA-310, 789 nucleotides. RefSeq lists its product as hypothetical. The transcript has a single exon. The record is from RefSeq and is a predicted model, not a curated record. Bases 264 to 581 code for a protein of 105 amino acids. Lineage: Eukaryota; Oomycota; Peronosporomycetes; Peronosporales; Peronosporaceae.